Molecule: messenger RNA, 1266 nt
Organism: Penicillium canescens
Lineage: Eukaryota; Fungi; Ascomycota; Eurotiomycetes; Eurotiales; Aspergillaceae
Exons: 1
Coding region: 1-1266 (421 amino acids)
Source: RefSeq, a predicted model, not a curated record
AUGACUCCCUCCCCGGUUGCCUUCUUUUUGCGUGUGUCUUUUCUAACCCUGCAUAUCACCCCGGUCUUCGGGGUUCAAAAGAUCCAACGUGCCCAACCGGAUGCUCCUCGCAUCGUGGACAAACCACUCCUCGCAAUUCAGAUUGGGAGUAUUGCUGGCGCCUACGUGAUCUUCGUUGCUGUCAUCCUAGCUCUGCUUCUGUUUGUCGGACGUCGUCUACGUCGGACAGUCCAGUCCUCCAACUAUACACUGCAUAUGGAGAUGCUGAAGCCUGCCAGACCGCCUGUCAGCAUGGAUCCCAGCCCAGUUUCUCCUAUGUCACACAAUCUUCCCAGUCCCAAAUCAAGUGGGUUCAAGUCCUGGGGUUCAUUGAACAGGAGUACCAGACCUUCUCAACCUUCUGUCAACGGCAGCAUGUUGACCGUCGACGAGUCUAUCGUCGCCACCGACCGACAGCGAGCCCAGGAUGAGAUGGAGAUGCUGUAUGCUGCUGUCAUGGAGCACGAUGCCAAAAAGGCCUCAGCCCCCGAUGUGUCCGGGAAGGAACCAGAGUUUUAUGCCCAGUCCCCGGACAGCCAGCUCACAAAUCCAUUCACGGAUCGUGGCUCCCAUGGCUCUGAUAACUCUCUAGCGCCGUUGAAAUCCCCGACAAAGGGAUUCAACAGUUCCCGCCUGUCAAAACUCUUCAACUCGGGCUCCCGCGCGAAUCCAGAUCCGAGCAAGGUGCGCUCCCCACGUCUGGCCCUCCGCAAAAUGGCCAUAUCAUCCCCAAUGGCUUCGCCGGCUGCGGCUACACCCCGAGCCUAUGAGUUUGAUAACCCGCCCCUCUCGCCGCGGAUCUAUAAUCCCGGUCCUCCACCAGUGGUGCCCAGCCAGCACCCGGCGAGCCAACAGCCUGUGACCCGACAGUCAAUGCUCAGUCCAAUCAAGCCUGCCCCUGGGCGUGCUCGUGCACCAGCACCUGCGCCUCUGAGCUUAGCUACGGCGUCGCCUUCAUCGUCUCUUCCUUUCCGUGAGGCCUACCCACCGCAAAGUGCUCCGGCAACCAAGACUACCAUCUUGGAACGGCCCAUGAAGACCCGCGCGGGCCCGGUCACCGGCAUGGCCACGCCAUACAGCCCAUACAUGCCCUUCACUCCUGUAACCCCCUUCACACCAGGACGCACAGUGACUAAGCGCCAGCGUAAGCGAGAAGAGCGCAGUAAUGGCCUUCAAGUAUUGAACGAGGAUGAUCUGGUCAAGGGUGAUGAUGAUAUUUGGGGAUGA